AUGUUUUUGAUCAAAUGGACUUCGCUGGGUGAAGAUUCAUUUAGGGUGUAUGUCAAACAAACACUCGAUAUUACUUAUGAAGAAUUUUUAAAUGAUAAUAAUACGUAUUUUAAUAAACGUCAUAGUGAUCUUUUCAACACGUUUAUUUAUGAUAUACUUAUGAAAAAUAAGAUUUUAUGCCAAGUUAAUUGUACCAUAAUGUUCUUUGAUAAUAAUAAGAAAAAAACUUUUAGUGACGGAAAUAUUGAUUUUGCAUCUAGUAGGCGGGAAUACUACAAAGAUGCUUUGGGUCGAUACAAAACAUUGAAUUUCAGUGGUCAAUGUAAACUGAAAACUGGAAACACACAAGUUCUUAUGGAAGAUAUUCGAGCAUUUUUAUCUACAAUAUCUAAUCGACCCGAUGAAUAUGGAUUUCUUGUAUCUAAUAAUAUAGCUUCCGAAAACACUUUAACUUUAUUAUCUAAUACAGCUUUAAAUAAACAUGUUUUUGGAAAUAAAAAGAUAGAACACCUUGAAGUUACUAAUGAGAAACUUAAAAAACGAAUCCGAGAAUUUAGAAGAUAA
Dentiscutata erythropus is the source of this 564-nucleotide messenger RNA. NCBI's taxonomy places the organism in Eukaryota, Fungi, Glomeromycota, Glomeromycetes, Diversisporales, Gigasporaceae. The record is from the annotation of a GenBank genome assembly.